AUGGAAUUGGGAUGGCGGGUAAAGUCGGAGUGGUCUGAUGAUUCUUUGGACAGGUCAAUAACCCUAGUGACGAGGAGAUGGGAAUUCUCGAAUUCCAGUUGUGCGGGCGGAAAUGCAGGUCCAAAAGACAAGGACCCACCGCCAUUAUCUCAUCCUACAUGCGAGAAUGAAACUUAUUAUGCACCUAGGGUCCGAAGGCAUGGUUCUGCAUACCAAUUACGAAAUACAAAUGCGAGUGUUAAUUAG
Messenger RNA from Botrytis byssoidea, 246 nucleotides. RefSeq lists its product as uncharacterized. The transcript has a single exon. The record is from RefSeq and is a predicted model, not a curated record. NCBI's taxonomy places the organism in Eukaryota, Fungi, Ascomycota, Leotiomycetes, Helotiales, Sclerotiniaceae. The coding region runs from base 1 to 246 and encodes 81 amino acids.